Molecule: messenger RNA, 450 nt
Organism: Schistocerca serialis cubense
Lineage: Eukaryota; Metazoa; Arthropoda; Insecta; Orthoptera; Acrididae
Exons: 1
Coding region: 1-450 (149 amino acids)
Source: RefSeq, a predicted model, not a curated record
AUGGGUGUUGUAUCCGGCAGCAGGACUGGUGACACAGCGUGUGCUGUAUCCGGCAACAGGAUUGGUGGCUUGAUGGGUGUUGUAUCCGGCAGCAGGACUGGUGACACAGCGUGUACUGUAUCUGGCAACAGGAUUGGUGGCUUGAUGGGUGUUGUAUCCGGCAGCAGGACUGGUGACACAGCGUGUGCUGUAUCCGGCAACAGGAUUGGUGGCUUGAUGGGUUUUGAAUCUGGCAGCAGGACUGGUGACUUGAUGAGUGUUGUAUCCGGCAGCAGGACUGGUGACACAACGUGUGCUGUAUCGGGCAACAGGAUUGGUGGCUUGAUGGGUAUUGUAUCUGGCAACAGGAUUGGUGGCUUGAUGGGUUUUGUAUCUAUCAACAGGACUGGUGAUAAGAUGCAUGCUGUUGCAGGCAAUGGGGAUGGCGGAUGCUAUUCGUGUGGAGGUUGA